Fraxinus pennsylvanica is the source of this 1116-nucleotide messenger RNA. The record is from the annotation of a GenBank genome assembly. Lineage: Eukaryota; Viridiplantae; Streptophyta; Magnoliopsida; Lamiales; Oleaceae.
AUGUCAAGCGUCGCUUCCAAAGUCGCCAUCAUAGGCAGCGGGAUUUCAGGAACAGUGUGUGCAUCGAUUCUGGCAAAAAACGGAAUUUCAGUCACCAUUUUCGAGUCCGCUAGAGGACCCGGGGGCCGGAUGUCUCAGCGCAGAGAAAUUGCCGAAGAUGGGAGGGAGCUAUUAUUCGACCAUGGCGCGCCAUGUUUCUCGUUGAAUGCUAGCAACUCUGAGGUGCAGAGCCUAGUCUACGAUUGGGAAUCAAGAGGGCUUGUGGCUGAGUGGAAAGAGAAGUUCGGUUCAUUUGAUUGCGGUGCCAAAAAGUUCCUCAAAAUUGAAGAGAAAGGAGUAAACAAGAAAUAUGUCGGUGUUCCUGGGAUGAAUUCUAUCUGCAGAGCAUUGUGCCACGAGGCUGGGGUGGAAAGCAGGUUUGGGCUAAGUAUUGGGAGGUUGGAGUGGCUUGAUGAUGAUGAUUCUUGGUCCUUGAUGGGUUUAGAUGGACAAGAACUUGGUAAAUUUAAGGGGGUGGUUGCCUCAGACAAAAAUGCAUUUUCCUCCAGGUUUACGAACGUCACAGGACGACCACCACCUAUUGAUCUGAACAUGGUUUCAGAUGUGGCCUUGAAGUUGAAAGAAAUUCCAGUUAUUUCGUGCUUCGCUCUUAUGUUGGCAUUUGAACAGCCUUUGUCAUCAAUACCACUGAAAGGCUUUUCAUUCAAGAACUCUGAAGUUCUAAGCUGGGCUUAUUGUGACAGCAGCAAGCCGGGACGUUCGACCACUAGCGAACGCUGGGUGCUGUAUUCUACAGCAGAAUAUGCAGAGCGUAUUAUUGCCCAAACAGGACUUCAGAAGCCUUCUACUACAGUAUUAACGAAAGUAGCAGAGGAACUGUUUCAGGAAUUCCAAAGCACUGGGCUUGAUAUUUCACAGCCAUUUUUCAAGAAAGCCCAUAGAUGGGGGAGUGCUUUUCCAGCUUCCAUCAUUACGAGGGAGGAGAAAUGCUUUUGGGACGGUAAGAAGAGGUUAGCGAUUUGUGGAGAUUUUUGUGUUAGUCCAAAUGUCGAGGGUGCAAUAUGUAGUGGCAUUGCUGCAGCUUCAAAGUUCACUGAAAUGCUUAGUUCCUGGUGA